Messenger RNA from Entrophospora sp. SA101, 183 nucleotides. NCBI's taxonomy places the organism in Eukaryota, Fungi, Glomeromycota, Glomeromycetes, Entrophosporales, Entrophosporaceae. The record is from the annotation of a GenBank genome assembly.
AUGUUUUCUGGUGCUGAUGCUCCUCCGGGAAUUUAUCAUCGUUUCACACCUGACACCAAUGAUUACAUGAAGGCUAUGCGUUUAUUUAAAAAGGAACCAAUACGGGUAGCACUUAAUCCCGAUGAUAAUAAUUUUCGUAAAGAUUAUUUAAAAUCAAUUCAAAACUUUGGAUCGUAUAAAUAA